AUGCAAUACUCCGUCCUUACCGUUCUCAUUGGCCUUGUUGCCAUCUCCUCCGCCGCUGUGGCCGACGUUGAGGGUGUCCGCAAUGUUGCCCGCGACUCUAUUAUAGUAGAUCGCCAAAGCGGCAAUGGAAACCGGCCCUCCCCUGUCGGUGCCUGCUGUGUUGCCAACACCUCCCUCAAGCAGGACGCUUGUACUGCUACAGAUGGCACUCAAGGCAGAUGUGUCCCAGGAGGCAAUGCCUGCGGAAGCUCUCUAAGCUGUGUCGCCCAGGCAAAUCUGUCCUGCGACGCUGCCAUUAUUGAGCGUGGCAAAAGUCUUUGCCGGGCUAAGGCUGGCAAUGGCCAGCUCAUCGAUGGCGCUCAAACCAUCUCUAACUUGAGUCAGGCGAAGGUCAAUUAG
Molecule: messenger RNA, 399 nt
Organism: Truncatella angustata
Lineage: Eukaryota; Fungi; Ascomycota; Sordariomycetes; Amphisphaeriales; Sporocadaceae
Exons: 2
Coding region: 1-399 (132 amino acids)
Source: RefSeq, a predicted model, not a curated record